AUGAUCCCUCAACCAGAACAGUCCGGAUUCCAGAUUCUGUUGAAUGGACGCAUGAAUCGGAUGCACUCCUUCAGCCUGCAAAAUUGCUGGAAAGUGGUUCAAACGUUCUGCGAAAACGAAGAUAUUUGGGGUGAAUUCUAUCUCUUCGAAAAGGUGCAAAUGCUCAUAAUCUAUUUCUCAAAUAUUCUUGCUGGAGAUGUUUGA
This is a messenger RNA of Angiostrongylus costaricensis, 204 nucleotides long. The record is from the annotation of a GenBank genome assembly. Lineage: Eukaryota; Metazoa; Nematoda; Chromadorea; Rhabditida; Metastrongylidae.